Molecule: messenger RNA, 949 nt
Organism: Galeopterus variegatus (Sunda flying lemur)
Lineage: Eukaryota; Metazoa; Chordata; Mammalia; Dermoptera; Cynocephalidae
Gene: CSRP3
Product: cysteine and glycine-rich protein 3 (cardiac LIM protein)
Exons: 6
Coding region: 106-693 (195 amino acids)
Biological process (GO): sarcomere organization; cardiac muscle contraction; muscle tissue development
Cellular component (GO): nucleus; Z disc; cytoplasm
Molecular function (GO): structural constituent of muscle; actinin binding
Source: RefSeq, a predicted model, not a curated record
GCUGGUGACAGCCUCCGUAUAUUUAAAGAAGACAAGAACGCCCCUUACUCAGUUGAGCCGACAGACACCACACAGGCAGACUUGACCUUGAUCAGAGUCUUCAAGAUGCCAAACUGGGGAGGAGGAGCAAAAUGUGGAGCCUGUGAAAAGACCGUCUACCAUGCAGAAGAAAUCCAGUGCAAUGGAAGGAGUUUCCACAAGACCUGUUUCCACUGCAUGGCCUGCAGAAAGGCUCUCGACAGCACAACGGUCGCAGCUCAUGAGUCGGAGAUCUACUGUAAGGUCUGCUAUGGGCGCAGGUAUGGCCCCAAGGGGAUUGGGUACGGACAAGGCGCCGGCUGUCUCAGCACGGACACAGGCGAGCACCUCGGCCUCCAGUUCCAACAGUCCCCAAAGUCGGCACGCUCAGCCACCACCAGCAGCAACCCUUCCAAGUUCACUGCAAAGUUUGGAGAGUCAGAGAAGUGCCCUCGAUGUGGGAAGUCGGUCUAUGCUGCUGAGAAGGUCAUGGGAGGUGGCAAGCCUUGGCACAAGACUUGUUUCCGCUGCGCCAUCUGUGGGAAGAGUCUGGAGUCCACGAAUGUCACUGACAAAGAUGGGGAGCUUUAUUGCAAAGUUUGCUAUGCCAAAAACUUUGGCCCUACAGGUAUUGGGUUUGGAGGCCUUACACAACAAGUGGAAAAGAAAGAGUGAAAAGGUGUGCCAUUUCUCAGAUUUUUCACCAGCCUGAAGCAGUUGCCAAGUAACCCUGCACAGAUGGAAACCUUUCCCCAAACAGCCUCUGGUUUGUAGUUGGACAGCAUUUCUCUCCAGAAAUGAUCAUAGCCUUGACCCAAAGUCAGAAGAGACCUUUGGGAAAAAAAAUUAUUUAAAAUUUAAUCUGUAACAAAUGCUUUAUUAUUUAUGAUAUCUGGGGUGGGAAAGGUAAUAAAUAAAUGUUUUAGUGGUA